This is a messenger RNA of Monodelphis domestica (gray short-tailed opossum), 3336 nucleotides long. The record is from RefSeq and is a predicted model, not a curated record. NCBI's taxonomy places the organism in Eukaryota, Metazoa, Chordata, Mammalia, Didelphimorphia, Didelphidae.
CCCUACUAUUGGGUCUGAUUGGGACGGUCGGUGACCCAAAGCCAAUAAAAAUCCAAAUUGUAACAUAGAGUGAUUUUGCUGUCUCCAAUCACGACUAGCUACGCACGAGUCACCGGGAAUUGUAGUUUUCUUCAAGGAAUCCCCUUCAGAGGCGGCCGAGGUCUAUGAGGCGAAAGGACUACAAGUUCCAGAGAGCGCAGUUUCCGCGCGGUUCCGGCUUCGCGCACCCCGCCCCCUUCCCGGCAAGAGGGGGAGGAGGACUAAGGGGGUCACUAUGUGCCGGGAGGAAGGGGCUUAUUCCGCCGCCUUCGCUUUUGGGCAGCAGCUGACCGGCUCUGGGGUAACAGUUGGGUAUAUUUCAGCAGAGCUGCUGAUGCUGCCACUGCCACUGCCACCCCCACCAUCAUCACGGUUUGGAUUUGUUGCUGAUGAAAUUGGCAUUUUGCACUUUUCCUGUAGCAAACUGUGGUUCCUGGUAACAUAUGGAUAUUAAAAUUCAGAGGAAGCUGCCCGUGGAUACUAAAUGCUGCUCUAGAUUAUGAGCUCAAGCAAGAGUGCACGAUAUAAUCGUUUCUCUGGUGGCCCAGCAAACCUCCCUCCCUCGGACAGCACAAACGGGACCAGAAUGGAAACUACCUUUGGUCCUGCAUUUUCAGCUGUUACCACCAUUACUAAAGUAGCUGAUGGGACCAGCACAUACAAACAGCAUCGUAGAACUCCCUCCUCCUCCAGUACACUCACCUACUCCCAGAGGGACGAAGAGGACAGCAUGCCCCCAAUCAACACCCCCCGACGCUCUGAUUCAGCCAUAUCUGUUCGCUCCUUGCAUUCUGAAUCCAGCAUGUCCUUACGGUCCACAUUCUCCCUGCAUGAGGAGGAGGAAGAACCAGAGCCUCUGGUGUUUGCGGAGCAGCCAUCAGUCAAGCUGUGCUGUCAGCUCUGCUGCAGUGUGUUCAAGGACCCAGUGAUCACAACCUGUGGGCACACAUUCUGUAGAAGAUGUGCCUUAAAGUCUGAGAAGUGCCCAGUGGACAAUGCCAAGCUGACUGUGGUGGUGAACAACAUCGCCGUGGCUGAGCAAAUUGGCGAGCUCUUUAUUCACUGCAAGCAUGGCUGCCGUACUGUGGGCAGUGGAAAGCCGGCCACCUUCGAGGUAGACCCCCGUGGCUGCCCCUUCACUAUCAAACUCAGUUCCCGGAAGGACCACGAAGGCAGCUGUGAUUACCGGCCUGUGAGAUGCCCCAACAACCCCAGCUGUCCCCCUCUGCUGAAAAUGAACCUGGAGGCACAUCUCAAGGAAUGCGAGCACAUCAAAUGUCCUCACUCCAAAUAUGGCUGUACUUUCAUAGGAAAUCAGGACACCUAUGAAACUCACCUGGAGACCUGUAAGUUUGAAGGCCUGAAGGAGUUCUUGCAGCAGACAGAUGACCGUUUCCAUGAAAUGCAUGUGGCCCUGGCCCAGAAAGACCAAGAAAUUGCCUUCCUCCGGUCAAUGCUAGGGAAACUGUCGGAAAAGAUUGACCAGCUGGAGAAGAAUCUGGAGCUCAAAUUUGAUGUACUGGAUGAGAACCAGAGCAAACUGAGCGAAGACCUCAUGGAGUUCCGACGUGAUGCUUCCAUGCUGAAUGACGAGCUAUCUCACAUCAAUGCCCGCUUAAAUAUGGGAAUCUUAGGAUCCUAUGACCCCCAGCAGAUCUUCAAGUGCAAAGGGACCUUUGUGGGCCACCAGGGCCCCGUGUGGUGUCUCUGCGUCUACUCCAUGGGGGACCUACUUUUCAGUGGUUCAUCAGACAAAACCAUUAAGGUGUGGGACACUUGCACGACUUACAAAUGCCAGAAGACCCUGGAAGGCCACGACGGCAUCGUGCUUGCACUUUGUAUCCAAGGGUGCAAGCUGUACAGUGGAUCUGCCGAUUGUACCAUUAUUGUCUGGGACAUUCAGAACCUGCAAAAGGUCAACACUAUCCGAGCUCACGACAAUCCUGUUUGCACUUUGGUUUCCUCACAUAACAUGCUCUUCAGUGGCUCCCUCAAGGCUAUCAAGGUCUGGGACAUUGUGGGCACAGAGCUGAAGCUAAAGAAGGAACUCACAGGCCUCAAUCACUGGGUACGGGCCCUGGUGGCCUCUCAGAACUACCUGUACAGUGGCUCCUACCAGACAAUCAAGAUCUGGGAUAUCCGAAACCUCGAGUGUAUCCACGUGCUCCAAACAUCGGGGGGCAGCGUCUACUCCAUCGCUGUGACAAAUCACCACAUUGUCUGCGGGACCUACGAGAACCUCAUCCAUGUUUGGGACAUUGAAUCUAAGGAGCAGGUGCGGACAUUAACAGGGCAUGUGGGGACGGUGUAUGCCCUGGCAGUCAUCUCUACCCCGGACCAGACCAAAGUUUUCAGCGCCUCCUAUGAUCGGUCACUCAGGGUCUGGAGUAUGGACAACAUGAUCUGCACGCAGACUCUCCUUCGCCACCAGGGCAGCGUCACCGCCCUGGCUGUCUCCCGGGGCCGGCUCUUCUCAGGGGCAGUCGACAGCACUGUCAAGGUUUGGACAUGUUAAUGGGCGGAUCCAGGCCAGUCCUCCACCUGGGAGUCACAGGAUCCUUGUCCUGCAUUGUGCCAUCCCAUGGCCAGAGCCUUGGAGGGAAUCCCCAGGAAUGAUUGCCACCCAAGUCAGCCAAGCAGCUGCUCCUGAACUUUUGCCCCAGAGCUGCUGCCCCAGGUACUGGGCACCCUCCUGGGCAGGGCAGGCACCUCAGCCCUCCUGUUCUGCCCACCCACCCUAGCCACAGGAUGGAACAUUAAGUGGACCCAUAAUGGACUCCUACACAAUCACUCACACACACACACACACACACACACACACACACACACACACACACACACACACACAUGUCCCUAAUAGACCUUCCCUCCAGCCAGCUCCUCAGAGCCCCUGUCAGAGCAGCCUGGCAGGGUGGGGUUGGGGGGCUUCAGCCCAGAGGCCCAGUCCUCCCUGGCCCUUCCCUUGGUAGAUGGUAGUAGAUGCUCCCCCGGCACUUGGGCCUGCUGGUUGGGCCACACACUACAGACACUCCUCUCCUGCCCGCUGUUGCUCGCUGUGCUGCCAAGACAAUAUCAAGCUAUUCUCAGAUUGUGGGCUGUUGGGGACCCUCCCCAGGGGCACCAGGUACGAUGCUCAUGGCCCGCGCCAGCCCUCCAUCCGCCUUCCCCACAUCAUGGAACGCCUCACCAGGCAAGGGACCGGCCUUGGGUACAUUUUUACUCACAUUUUUUACGGUUUUUAGACUGUAUAUAGAUUUGAUUAUUUCCUCAUUGACAAUAAAAUCUAAAUGAAGCGUG